Messenger RNA from Osmia bicornis bicornis, 1115 nucleotides. It is a transcript of the gene SdhB, whose product is annotated as succinate dehydrogenase [ubiquinone] iron-sulfur subunit, mitochondrial. Bases 39 to 872 code for a protein of 277 amino acids. Gene Ontology annotation, cellular component: mitochondrial membrane. Gene Ontology annotation, biological process: tricarboxylic acid cycle; respiratory electron transport chain; aerobic respiration. Lineage: Eukaryota; Metazoa; Arthropoda; Insecta; Hymenoptera; Megachilidae. Gene Ontology annotation, molecular function: 2 iron, 2 sulfur cluster binding; electron transfer activity. The transcript has 7 exons. The record is from RefSeq and is a predicted model, not a curated record.
GUACCACAAACGUCUUGGUUCGAUUAUUUUUGAAAAAAAUGGCUGGCAUUGCUCCUCAGGCUUGCAGGAAUGUAUUCCGACAAGUUAGAGGUUUCCACCUCUCUGCAAAUCAAAAUACUAAAGCCAAAUUGAAAACCUUUUCUGUAUACCGUUGGAAUCCAGAUAAACCUGAUGAAAAGCCAUAUAUGCAAGAGUAUAAAGUAGAUCUAAGCACAUGCGGUCCUAUGAUCUUGGAUGCUUUGAUUAAAAUUAAGAAUGAAAUUGAUCCAACUUUAACUUUUCGUAGAUCUUGUCGUGAAGGCAUUUGUGGUUCUUGUGCUAUGAAUAUUGGUGGUGUAAACACAUUAGCAUGUAUCAGCAAAAUUGAUACUAAUGUAAAUUCAGUUAGUAAAAUCUACCCCUUACCACAUAUGUAUAUAGUCAAAGACUUAAUCCCAGAUCUAACUAACUUCUAUAAUCAAUAUAAGAGUAUACAACCAUGGUUACAACGAGGUGAUCGUAAAGAUGUCGGUAAAAAGCAGUUUUUGCAAAGUGUUGAAGAUCGUAAAAAAUUGGAUGGUCUCUAUGAGUGCAUCUUAUGUGCUUGCUGCAGUACUUCUUGUCCAUCAUAUUGGUGGAAUGGUGACAAGUACUUAGGACCUGCUGUACUUAUGCAAGCUUACAGAUGGAUCAUUGAUUCGCGUGACACUCAAACAAAAGAACGUCUCGACAAAUUAAGGGAUCCGUAUUCGGUAUACCGUUGCCACACUAUUAUGAAUUGUACUCGUACUUGUCCGAAGGGUUUGAAUCCUGGACAGGCAAUUGCAGAAAUAAAGAAAUUGCUAGCUCAUAUUAGUGAGAAACAAAAACCGGGCCUUGAUGCUGCUGUAUAAAUAAAUAGAAGAUGAUGAAGCAGGAAUUAGUGAAUCGUAUAAAUAUGCACCUUUUCCAAUUGGUUGAGCUUCAGCUUCUACAAAACGAACAGUUGCUGCUGACAGAGCUUCUGAUCCCAAAGAUAAAGCAACUUCGAGCAAAGUAUCAUCAUCAUCCAAGCAAAAUGUCUCACAUGCAACCUAGAACAAUUAUAUUGAAUCAUUAACAAGAAGAGUGGCAAAGAAAAGGUAUUAUCAACAAGG